This is a messenger RNA of Diabrotica balteata, 1159 nucleotides long. The record is from the annotation of a GenBank genome assembly. NCBI's taxonomy places the organism in Eukaryota, Metazoa, Arthropoda, Insecta, Coleoptera, Chrysomelidae.
AAUUGAGCAAGUUGUUCAGAAAGUUGCUGGGCGUAGUCGGGAAAAACAUUGUUUAAAUCCCUUUAAUUUCCUCUAAGCCGAAACAAAAAGGUUCAAAAUGGCUCUCAGCGACGCAGAUGUACAAAAACAGAUCAAGCACAUGAUGGCUUUCAUUGAGCAAGAAGCCAAUGAAAAGGCCGAGGAAAUCGAUGCAAAGGCAGAGGAAGAAUUCAACAUUGAAAAGGGCCGUCUGGUCCAACAACAGAGGCUCAAGAUUAUGGAGUACUACGAGAAAAAGGAGAAACAAGUAGAACUCCAGAAGAAAAUUCAAUCAUCAAACAUGUUGAAUCAGGCAAGAUUGAAGGUAUUGAAAGUAAGAGAAGACCAUGUACGUGCUGUUUUGGAAGAUGCUCGCAAACGUCUUGGUGAGGUAACCAGAGAUUCAGGAAAAUAUACACAAAUUCUGGAAAGCCUCAUCCUCCAAGGGCUCUAUCAGACAGAAUACACAGGCAUUCUUGAGAACCUCAUUCUGCAGGGGUUGUUUCAGCUCUUCGAAAAGGAUAUUACAGUUAGAGUACGCCCUCAGGACAGAGAAUUGGUAAAAUCUAUCAUUCCUAAUGUCUCUCAAAAGUACAAGGACAUAACCGGUAAAGAUGUAAAUCUUAAAAUCGAUGACGAGAGCCAUCUUUCUCAAGAAACCACUGGAGGAGUCGAACUUUUGGCAUUGAGAAACAAGAUCAAAAUCAACAAUACUCUGGAGGCACGUCUUGAGCUCAUCUCACAACAAUUGAUUCCCCAGAUUCGUAAUGCUCUGUUCGGGCGCAAUGUCAACAGAAAAUUCACUGAUUAAGUAUUUUUUGGAUACUGUGUAUUGCCUGUAUUUUAUAUAGUAUUGUAAAACAUUGUUGGUUGCUUAGACAGAUCUUCAAAAACCUUUAAAACUACUAUGUAUAUACGAUAUAUAUAAUAAACCAUUCCUCUUUUGAAGUAUUUUAAACAGUUAAGUUUGUUGUUACCCUUAUUUGAUCCUUGUCAAGCAGUUAUUUUUGAAAAUCCUUAGAAAAUAAUUAUUUUUCAUUUACAUUAUUUUUUUUUCUCAAAAUAUAUCCAUAUUUAUGUUUAUAUGUAUAUAAAAAAUUAUUUUUUCUUGUGAGAAAUCAUCGCAAUAAAAUUUAUUGUU